Molecule: messenger RNA, 1082 nt
Organism: Tyto alba (common barn owl)
Lineage: Eukaryota; Metazoa; Chordata; Aves; Strigiformes; Tytonidae
Gene: GINS1
Product: GINS complex subunit 1
Exons: 7
Coding region: 75-662 (195 amino acids)
Biological process (GO): DNA replication; DNA strand elongation involved in mitotic DNA replication
Cellular component (GO): GINS complex
Source: RefSeq, a predicted model, not a curated record
GGGAGCUGUGGCCCCGCCCUCCCGCCCGCCAUUGGCCUGCCGGCGCGGGCCGGGUUUCCCGCGCGCGGGACGCCAUGGCGGGAGAGCGCGCGGCGGGGCUGGUGCGGGAGCUGCGCGGUGCCGCCGGCGGGAACCUCCCGCCUUUCCGGGCGGAGGGGCUGCGGCAGGCGCUGGAGGAGAUGCGGGAGCUGUACGAGCGGAACCAGGCGGAUGUAUCCGAAGCGAAGGCGGGGCGGACGGACCUGAUUUUCCUCAUUCGGUUUCGGCACUGCUGCCUGCUCCGCAACCAGCGCUGUGUCCUGGCCUACCUGUACGACAGGUUGCUGCGGAUCCGCGCGCUGAGGUGGGAGUGUGGCAGCGUCCUGCCAAACACCAUCCAGUUUCACAUGUCAGCUGAGGAAGCGGAGUGGCUGAAUCGGUACAAAAAGUCUCUGGCUGCCUACAUGAGGUCAGUAGGAGGAGAGGAGGGGCUGGACCUUACACAGGACAUAAAGCCUCCGAAAAGCCUGUACAUCGAAGUGCGGUGUUUAAGAGACUACGGAGAAUUUGAGAUCGAUGAUGGCACCACUGUCCUGUUGAAGAAAAAUAGCCAGCACUUUCUACCCCGCUGGAAAUGUGAGCAGUUAAUCAGACAAGGAGUCCUUGAGCACAUUCUGUCGUGAGCGUGCAGGACGGGAGGGACGAGCCUUGCCCACGACAGGGACUGAACUCUGGUGUGUGCAGGACUUCAGACACCUCGGGUGUUUCUGCAGUGGGCGCCCUGCUGCUCCUCUCAGCAGCCUUUGAUACCUGACAUGAAGAUCAGCCCUGACAUUAUAAAGUAUGCAAACCGCACUGGCCAGCUCUUCAUGCCCACGGGGUGCAUGCUGGUAACGUAGCGGUGGGGGGAGGCGUUGGAGGGGGCACAGGGGUGGGAGGGGGGGGGAUAUUUUCCAAGCCUCACAGCUACCCGCAGGUUUUGUGAAUGUGUUUUUGUUUGGAGCAGUUCUUUGUUCACACUGUGCGUGUGAGAAUAAGAUGCCAACUGCCUGGGCUCCGGCAGCUCCACAGUUGGAAAAUAAAGAACUGCCUCAGCCCUUCAA